Drosophila persimilis is the source of this 1266-nucleotide messenger RNA. RefSeq names its product high mobility group protein 20A (gene Hmg-2). The record is from RefSeq and is a predicted model, not a curated record. The coding region runs from base 20 to 1246 and encodes 408 amino acids. Gene Ontology annotation, cellular component: nucleus. The transcript has 2 exons. Gene Ontology annotation, biological process: regulation of gene expression. NCBI's taxonomy places the organism in Eukaryota, Metazoa, Arthropoda, Insecta, Diptera, Drosophilidae.
UUUAUUUAUAAAUUUUUCCAUGGAAGACCUAAAAAGGCAACCAGAGGAAACAGAGAUGACCGAACCUAGCAAGGAGGUCCCAGAUGAAGCCGUAGGAUCACCCGAAACACGACCCAUAGCCUCACAGUCGCUGGAUUCGGCCCCCAUAGAAGCUCACAACGAGGAAGGAGAGAAGCUGCAGAGAACGACCGCCGGCAAGGGAAAUAAAAAGAAUAAGAACUCCAAGGGCCCGCAGUCAGACAUGGUGAUGGAUCCCGAGAUAAAGAAACUCACUCAGCGGCGCAUCAAUGUAGCUGGAGCACCCAAAAUGCCACUGAAUGGCUACGUGCGAUUCAUGAACGACAGACGAGAGGAGUUGCGCCGCGAGCAGCCGCAGCGUACGGCCCUGGAGCACACGAAGAUUAUUGGUGAGGAAUGGCACCUGCUGCCGGAAGAGCGCAAGGUUCCGUACAUGGAAGCGGCUGCCAAGGACAAGGCUUUAUACCAAGAGCAGAUGCACUUAUUCUUCAAGGACCACCCCGAGAUUGUGGCUAAAGAGUUGGCCAGGGUAAAAAAAGCUACCAAAGGAGACAGUGCUUCGAAGGAGAAGACACCCAAAGCUGUAGCCAACAACGAUGUCGCCGUCGGCAAAGGCAAGAAACCGAAAGCGAAGACCCCAGCAACAAAGAGGCCAAGCGAGCACUCUCCUGACCCAGAUGAUGUUCCGCUGUCCCAGGUGAAACGCACGCCGACUCCAACACCACCACCACCACCACCACCACCUCAACAAGCACAAGCGCAAACUCCAGCAACAAUAGCACUCAACAUUGUCGCCGCACCGCGUCCGCUUCAGCCAGGUGAGAUACCCAUUUACACAAACGAGUUCAUCGAGCACAAUCGCAGCACGGAGAACGAGCUGCGAACGCUGCGCAAGACGAAAACGGAUCUGGAACAGCAAAAUGCGGUGCUGGAGCAGCACGUGGACAACACCAAGGCUGGGUAUGCCAAGGUGAUGGGCGAGGUGGCCGAACUGAAGGAGGAGAAUGUGCGACUGGAGGCGUACGUGAAAGGUCUGCGCCAGAAGUUGGUUGCAGCCCUCAAUGGUGUCCCAUUGCCUCCGCUGGAACCGUCCGGUCCGAGCGUUGGCAACAUUGACAGGUAUAUGCAUCACCUGGCCGGACUCACUGGCCAACCGCACAACACUAUGCUCCUCAAAGCAAGAGACGCUCUGCGCAAAGUAGACAUCCCCACUCUGCUCAAGUCCUAGUUUUCUUUUGGAUGAAACGA